Molecule: messenger RNA, 234 nt
Organism: Eimeria maxima
Lineage: Eukaryota; Apicomplexa; Conoidasida; Eucoccidiorida; Eimeriidae
Exons: 2
Coding region: 1-234 (77 amino acids)
Source: RefSeq, a predicted model, not a curated record
AUGAUCAAAUUAGAAGGAGAUGAAGAAGACGAAGAAGAUGACGAAGAAGAUGACGAAGAAGAUGACGAAGAAGAUGACGAAGAAGAUGACGAACAAGAGGAAGAAGGGGAUGUUGUUGCUGAGGAAAUAGAGAUUGAAUGUGGUGGAGGUGAUGAUGGAGGGGAAGGAGGAGAAGAAGAUGAUGAAGAAAAUGAUGGAGAAAAUGAUGAUGCUGAUGGUGAUGAUGAUGAUUGA